Molecule: messenger RNA, 2102 nt
Organism: Acinonyx jubatus (cheetah)
Lineage: Eukaryota; Metazoa; Chordata; Mammalia; Carnivora; Felidae
Gene: PIGA
Product: phosphatidylinositol glycan anchor biosynthesis class A
Exons: 6
Coding region: 202-1659 (485 amino acids)
Biological process (GO): GPI anchor biosynthetic process
Cellular component (GO): glycosylphosphatidylinositol-N-acetylglucosaminyltransferase (GPI-GnT) complex
Molecular function (GO): phosphatidylinositol N-acetylglucosaminyltransferase activity
Source: RefSeq, a predicted model, not a curated record
CAGCGCAUCUUUGCGAUUGGCUGCCUCGGGGGCGCGGCGCUCGGGCGCGGACGCCUCGGAUUGGUGUUUCGGGACAGCGAGGUGGGACUCUGGCUGCAGCCGCGGGAGGUCCGGACACUGGCGGCCAUGGGACUCGCCGGUACUAGACGACACAUAUCUUAACUGAGCUGCUCUAAGGACUAAUGCCUAAACCAUCUCAGCAUGGCCUGUAGAGGAGGAGGUGGGCCUGGCCAGUUUCCCUCAGCUGUGCUCUCCCGUGUCAGCCCUGGAAGUCUGUCGACAUGUAGGACCCAUACCCAUAAUAUAUGCAUGGUGUCGGACUUUUUCUAUCCCAAUAUGGGAGGCGUGGAAAGCCACAUUUACCAGCUCUCUCAGUGUCUGAUUGAAAGAGGGCACAAAGUUAUAAUUGUCACCCAUGCUUAUGGAAAUCGAAAAGGCAUCCGUUACCUCACUAAUGGCCUCAAAGUCUAUUACUUGCCUCUGAAAGUCAUGUACAACCAAUCUACGGCCACGACCCUCUUUCACAGUCUGCCAUUGCUCAGGUACAUAUUUGUUCGGGAGAGAGUCACGAUAAUACAUUCACAUAGUUCUUUUUCUGCCAUGGCCCAUGAUGCCCUCUUCCACGCCAAGACCAUGGGGCUCCAGACAGUCUUCACGGACCACUCCCUUUUUGGAUUUGCUGAUGUCAGCUCGGUGCUUACAAACAAGCUUCUAACUGUGUCUCUUUGUGACACAAACCACAUAAUUUGUGUCUCUUAUACUAGUAAGGAAAACACUGUGCUAAGAGCAGCACUGAAUCCUGAAAUAGUGUCCGUCAUUCCUAAUGCUGUAGAUCCUACUGACUUCACUCCAGACCCAUUUAGAAGGCAUGAUAGUAUAAUAACUGUUGUUGUUGUCAGCAGACUUGUUUACAGAAAAGGGACUGAUUUGCUUAGUGGUAUAAUACCUGAACUCUGUCAAAAAUAUCCAGAUUUAAAUUUCAUAAUUGGAGGAGAGGGACCUAAGAGAAUCAUUUUGGAAGAAGUACGGGAAAGGUACCAGCUACAUGACAGAGUACGUCUCUUGGGAGCCUUAGAACACAAGGAUGUUAGAAAUGUCUUAGUUCAAGGACAUAUUUUUCUUAAUACUUCCCUUACCGAAGCGUUCUGCAUGGCAAUUGUGGAAGCAGCCAGUUGCGGUUUACAGGUCGUCAGUACCAGGGUUGGCGGGAUUCCUGAAGUACUUCCAGAAAAUCUGAUCAUUUUGUGUGAGCCUUCUGUAAAGUCCUUGUGCGAGGGUUUGGAAAAAGCGAUUUCCCAACUCAAAUCAGGAGCGUUGCCAGCCCCCGAAGAUAUUCACAACAUCGUAAAGACUUUCUACACCUGGAGGAACGUUGCGGAAAGAACUGAAAAAGUGUACGACCGCGUGGCAGGAGAAGCCGUGUUACCGAUGGACAGACGACUGGACAGACUCAUCUCUCACUGCGGCCCGGUGACGGGCUACAUUUUUGCUUUGUUGGCUGUAGUCAACUUUCUCUUCCUCGUUUUCCUGCGAUGGGUGACUCCAGAUUCUGUCAUCGACGUUGCAAUAGACGCCACAGGGCCAGACGGGGCCUGGACUCCUCGAUACCCUCCCAGUAAAAAAGAGGGCAAGAAUAAUGCGAUGUCUAAAACCAGGUAGAAGAAAGCCUGGAUUGUAACAUUUUACACAUUUGUGAUAGUUCUAUUAAGACUAUCGAAAAUAACCUUGCUUUUUUCUUUGUUUUUUUUAAAGUUCAUUUAGUAAGUUAUGCUACCUCUAUACCAUUCAAUGUUUUAUUUUGAAGAAAGAUAAAAACUUAUGCAACUCCUGAGUGUAGAAACUCCUUGCACUUACUUAAAAUUUAGGAGAGAACAUUUAAGCCACUCAGGUAUGACAUUUUUCAGACUACUGAAAUCCCUUUAACGGAGAUGUUUUAACAUUAUAUUUUGGGAGCUUUGGGUGCUGAAGGGCCAAAUGUUUUCUGGGAAUUUUUUGGCCAAUUUUAAAUGUUCUACCAUUAAUUAGACAUUCACCAGAUGUUUACAAGUUUUCUUUAGGGAAGUACAACAACGAUACGAACUACUUUGAGUCCUGUUCACACA